This is a messenger RNA of Caenorhabditis bovis, 1044 nucleotides long. The record is from the annotation of a GenBank genome assembly. NCBI's taxonomy places the organism in Eukaryota, Metazoa, Nematoda, Chromadorea, Rhabditida, Rhabditidae.
AUGGCAUCUCAAGAUAAUCUUGCUGCUGUAUUACAUGCAGUAAAUGAUCUCCGUUUAGAAAAUAUUGCAAUUCCGGUUCCUGGACCUAAUCAGGUUCUCGUUAGAGUUCAUACGGUAGGAAUAUGCGGAAGUGAUGUUCACUAUUGGACACAUGGAGCUAUUGGGAACUUUAUUGUCAAAAAGCCGAUGAUUGUUGGCCAUGAAACGUCUGGAGUUGUAGCUGGACUAGGAGAAAAUGUCAAAAAUUUAAAAAUUGGCGAUCGAAUUGCAAUGGAACCCGGUUUGCCAUGCAAAAACUGCGAACAUUGCAAUAAUAACCGAUACAAUCUUUGUCCAGAAAUGAGGUUCUUUGCCACUCCUCCAAUUCACGGAACCCUUGCUAGAUAUGUGGUUCACGAUGAAGAUUUUUGUUUUAAGCUUCCUGACAACAUCUCAUUUGAAGACGGGGCUCUACUAGAGCCGUUAAGUGUUGCUAUUCAUUCCUGUAAUCGAGGAAAUGUGAAAGCAGGACAGAAGAUUCUCGUUCUUGGAUCGGGUCCAAUCGGCAUUUUGAAUCUUCUCACUGCAAAGGCUUUGGGAGCCGAAAGAGUUGUUAUCACCGACUUGGAAGACACCCGAUUAAUGCUUGCCAAAAAGCUGGGAGCAGAUGCGACGAUUAAUGUUCGAGGAAAAACGGCUCUUGAAGCCCGAGAUUCGAUAGUAGCCGAACUUGAUGGUCAGCCGCACGUGACAAUUGAAUGCACUGGAGCACAAUCGAGCAUUGAAACCGCAAUAUUGACAACUCGAAGCGGUGGUGCAAUUGUGUUGGUAGGACUCGGAGCCGAUCGUGUGGAAAUCCCAAUCAUCGAGGCAGCAACGAGAGAGGUCGAUCUGCGCGGAAUUAUCCGAUAUGUCAACAGCUAUCCGAAAGCGAUUGAAUUGAUCUCUUCUGGAAAAUUGGACCUGUCGGGACUAACGAGGGCUCAUUAUAGUCUGGAACAGACAAUUGAAGCAUUUAAAAGAACGCAAAAAGCGGAUGUAAUUAAAGUUUUUAUCAACUGUUAA